Bacillus rossius redtenbacheri is the source of this 13559-nucleotide messenger RNA. RefSeq lists its product as uncharacterized. Bases 172 to 1869 code for a protein of 565 amino acids. The record is from RefSeq and is a predicted model, not a curated record. Gene Ontology annotation, molecular function: DNA-binding transcription factor activity, RNA polymerase II-specific; RNA polymerase II cis-regulatory region sequence-specific DNA binding; zinc ion binding. NCBI's taxonomy places the organism in Eukaryota, Metazoa, Arthropoda, Insecta, Phasmatodea, Bacillidae. Gene Ontology annotation, cellular component: nucleus. The transcript has 7 exons. Gene Ontology annotation, biological process: negative regulation of transcription by RNA polymerase II; positive regulation of transcription by RNA polymerase II.
AGGAGUAGUGACAUGAUGUAGUCUUGUGUUCUGACAAUGGUUGUUGUUGGCGACAAAAAACUUUUUAAGUGAUGUCAACGUUAAUGAAGCUGCUGUUUUUGUCUUUUUAAAUGUAGAAAUAAUCUUUAAUCGCGGUGUUUUCGAUAUACAAUCAGAACAAUAAUACUCAAUAUGUGUGGGGUGUCGCCGAAGUUUUACGAGCUUUGUCGCCUUUGUUUAUCGUGUGAUGGUGUGAAAUCAUCUAUUUUCGAUGACGAAGGAAUUCAACGCAACUUUCCACUUAAAAUAAUGACGUGUUUGUCUAUACUGGUUUCGGAAAGAGACCACUUGCCGCCUUUAAUAUGUCAUCGAUGUGUUUACAAGUUGGAUACGUUAUACGACUUCAGGGAAGUGUCCAGAAAAUCUGAUGUGAUAUUGAAGCAAUAUUUGACUUACACAGAACAUCUUGCCAAAUCUCAGGAGCAGGGCAAGCGGCCGGCGUCCCCGGCACCCGCCAUCGCCCGGGAAGGGGGCGAGCGGGAGGACCCGGGCGCCCUGCGGGCCAUGGAGAUGGAGAUGCAGGAGAUGGCGGCCACGGAGGCCCUCGAGCUGCGUCUCAAGAAGGAGCCCGCGGACCCGGACGACGAGGAGGAGCUGUGCAACGGCUCCGUCCCGGAUGCCGGCGACGGGACGGGCGAGGCAGGCGAGGAGGAUGACCGCUCCUCCGGCUCGGACUACGACGACUACGGGGCCCAGGGCCUGGACAUGUCGGUGGACCCGCGCCGGGCCGAGGACGGGGCCCCGGGGGAGCGCCCCGAGGAGGACAUGGAGGAGGUGCACACGGACGACCGCAGCGCCCCGCCCUCGGACGACGACAGCGACUGCGGCUCGGAGCCCCGCCCCGAGGAGGAGGAGGGGGCUAGCCCCCCGGAGUGGCGCGUCACCGUCGGGGCGGUGAACACGAGCCUGGGCAGCAACGGGGGCGGGGGCGAGGCGAGCAACCUGCUGCGCACGCUCAUCUCGUGCCGCCGGCUCGGCAUCUCGCCGGCCGAGGCGGCCGCCAACAACCGCUCGGCCCCCGCCGCCGCCCUCUCCCUGCAGCACUCGCUCAAGUCCCGCAGCCGGCUGUACGCGGCCAUCCACGGCCUGCCGCCUCCCCCGCCUCCGUCCUCCCGCGGCGUCGCGGGGCCCGGCUCGCCCCACCUCCUCGCCGGCGCCGGCGCCGCCAACAACCUGGACAACAACAACGGCGACGCGGCGGUCCCGCCCGGGAAGCUGGACGGCAGCCGGCGCAAGCAGAGCUUCCCGUCCAAGGCGGAGCCCGGCGGGCCGGGCGACGUGUACCUGCCCGACUUCACCGGCAGCAACCCCUGGUGCAGCCUGUCCUCCUCCAAGUCGGGCCGGCUGGCGGCCCGGCGGGUGGACCUGGCCUGCACCAACUGCGGCACGAUGACCACCACGAUCUGGCGGCGCAACCCGGAGGGGGAGAUGGUGUGCAACGCGUGCGGCCUGUACUACAAGCUGCACGGGGUGAACCGGCCCGUCACCAUGCGGCGGGACACCAUCCACACGCGCCGGCGCCGGCCCAAGGGCGAGAAGGGCGGCGGCCGCCACAAGAACAAGCUGGUGGCGAACGGCGGAGUGCCCGCGGAGGACCCGGUGGACAUGCUGGCGGCCCUGCGCCGGCAGAUACAGCCCCACGUGGCCCUGGCGAUCCGGGCGUCGCCGCCGCCGCCCCCACCCGCCGCCGUCGUCAAGACGGAGCGCGGGCCCUCGGACGACGAGGAGGGGGGGGAGGGGGAGGCGUCGGCGGGCGACUCCGGCCCGAGGCCCCGGGACGCCGACCGGCCGCUGAACCUGGUCGCGGCGCCGGCGGCCGAGUCGCAGUGACCCCGCCGGUCCCCCGGGCCCCCUCCCGCCCCCCGCGCCGCGGGGUGACUCCCCCCGCCACCCUCUCCGCGGGCCAAACACGCAGACGAAGUUUAAACUGAUGGGCAAUAACCAAGACUGAAAAUAUAUAUAUAUAUUGCACAAAAAAAAAUAAUGUUUUUUCGUGGAACAAAUAAUUUUAUAAUUGCGUUAUUUAUACUUUAAAAAAAAAACAUGUGCCACGCAGUACUAUAUUAGUACACUGUUGCAUGAUCGUUUAUCCAAAACAAAAGAGAAAAAAAAAUUUAUAUAAUUAAUCUCCUCCUUUAACCCGAAUCUCGCUUUAGUGAGAACCGCGAGAUUAUUUUUGUGUGCCGGUGCACUUUUGUCUAAGGCUUUUUUUUUAAUAAUUGAUGAACUAAUUGUUUUUUUUAGCACGAAGCCAGGCUGCAGUUGGAUGACUUGAGUAAGAACUUGUGCUCUUUGGGCGGACUUUUUUUUUUAAAUUAUAAUUUCUGCGUGUUUGUGAAAAUGACUGCUCGAUGUUCAAACUAACGAUUUUAAAAAAUAUAUAUAUAGCACGGACGUCAAGAAAACUGUAGUCAACAAUGUUCUCUUAUGUACGAACGAGUAAUGUCGUUCUUUAUCAAUGAAACCAAACCUGUGUAUUUUUUAUAUAUAUGUAUAUAUAUAUAUUUAUAUCUGUUUUAUCUGUAACAGUCUCGUCACGUCUGCACCUGCGUCUGGCGUGGUUUCUUCUCGAUUAAAUAGAGAUCAAGCGGUAGCAGACGUCUACUUGAGAUAAGGAAUCUCAAAUUCUAGAGUGGAGGGUUGCGCAUAUGUAAGUGGGCAGAAAUGGGUUUUUUGAUGUUACGAAGGCAGAGCGUGAGAAUUGGGGAAAUAAAAAUCUUCCGACGAUUGGCCGGGAUCAUGUCGCCUGCUUCAGAAGUCUCCUGGCGACAGUAUGCGAUAAAUGAAUUUUUUUUUUUUAACUUCAUGUUUGAUUGUGCGGAUGUUUGUGGGAGUAAAUAUCGUGCAGCUGUUAGCGCCAUUUCAUUUUUCAGGUUCAUUGGCGAAAAGGUGUCUGUAGCCCAGGAAAGUCGUGAAAUUGCCGGACUAGUCGGGAAAAAAGUUUCGAAAUCAACUCAAUCUCUCAUUUGUUGACACCUCACUUCAGUUAACUGUCACAAGUGAAGUACAAAUAUUUGGAGACUUGUCUACUUGAAUCAUCCGGCAAUUAUCUCUGAUAUGAUUUUAGCUUUCUAGCUUGGAAAUAGACUUGUUCGCACAAACAGUGUAUCAAUUUUUAUUUUGCAUUUAUAUAAUGAUGACCCUGUAAUAUGAAAAAAAGGUUUUAUGAAAAUUAUGUUUCAAAGUUUUAAAAUUGGUACACUAGGUAUUUAUUGUAGCAGAUAGGCUGUCUUUCAGUUACUACAGUUUUUAAACUUUUUUUAUACAUAAAAGUUAGUUUCGAAAUAUCGAGCAGUCGUUUGAGCGUCCAAAGUGCUUCGUCUCGUGUGAAACUGGGAUCUGAAGUAGUUGUGCAUGAAAUAAGCUGGGAUAUUUCGCUUGCAGUGUAGAGUAUUUUGGGUAUUAUUUUUUUUAUUCUCCAUAGUGCUGAAAGCACGUUACGUAGCAUUGCGUAACCGUAAGAUGCGCUGCCGAGCAGCGAGUGUUACGGAGGGUGGAAAACAGUAUUUAGUAUCGCAGGUACUUGGGGAAUGGUUUUAAUAGCGCCAGUUUAGUUUCUACCCCUUUCAAGGGGGUGAAGUAGUAUGUUAUAAUAACUGAUUUAUUACAAUAUUAUUGUGUUGUGUUUUUUUAUUACUGAUUGUAUUUAAUUCAAAGCCGUGAUUUGUAAUUUAUUUUUGCCUCUCUAUUUUUAUCUUUGAUCUUGAACAAAUAUUGCAGCUCUCUUAAUUGUAUUGUUUUUUAACUUAUGUGAUAGCGAGUUUACUCAGACAAUUUUUUAAUAAGUAACUAAGGGAUUUUAGUAUUAAUGAUGUUGAGUAUUUUGGUGAACAACGUUUUGUUGUAGAUAUUUAUUGUUUAGAUUAUAAUUUUUUUUUUAUUGUGUGAUUAUUUGCUACAAGUAUUAGUUUUUUUGGCACCUGAAAUGUCUAAGGUGGGCAGUUAUACGGCAGUAUCAGAGUUGUAAGAUAUUUUCUUGUGUAGUUUGUUACAUUUGAUUUUUACAGGUUGUUUUAAACGGUAUAACUUAUAUUCUCAAAGAGAUUUCAGUAUUGACAGAAUCAUACUUGCGUGCAGACUGGUUGCAUUGUUUCAUAGCGUAAGACAUCCAAGGAAGAAGUUAUCGAAUUCUGGCACAACUCUGUUCACAAAGUUUUCAAGAUGAUCACUCAUCUGAAACAAAGUUAUUAUUUGUACACUUGAAACUAUUUUUAUAUUUUUAUCCUGUGCCAUUUGGUAGGAAAUGGUUUAACCCCAAAAAUGUUAUUUGGUUUGGUUAACAAAAAAAUGUUUUUUCUUGAUGUUUACUUGUAAUAGUAAUAGAGCAUUUUCUGUAUUUGUACUGAUUUUUUUUAGUAACAGUUUAAAAAUGCUCAUGCAAAAGCUACACUGAUACUAUAAAAUGCAACGCAUUUUAGGUAAUAGGAGGGGAAAAAAAAUCAUCAAGGUUCAGAAAACAAAAAUUAUUUUAGUCUGGUGUUUGUUUACAAGGCCUGUGCAAAUUCUAGUCUUUUUGGUACGAAUAACAAAUCAAGUAUUUCAAAUAUCUUCAAAGUCCAAUUUAAUUGUGAAUAUUGUUCUCAGCGAAGCUGUAUUACACCUAUUUUAUUAAAAUUUAGGUUUGAAUUUAAAAAAAUAAUCCUCAAUGUUUGUAAUAUUUGAAUUGAUUAAGUUAUUAACCAUUUUGACUCUGCGUGUAACAUUAUUCCAUAAAAUUAUAAAAUAAAAAUGUGUAAUAUUAACGUUAAACAUUCAUAAAAACAAUUGAAGUGCCACCUUUUGAUUUUUUUUUUUAAGUAACCAGUUUUAUUAAGCCAGACUUGCAUAAUACAUAACAAAAAAAAAACUAUUGUUAUAAAAUAUCUUAGGCUUUGAAUGUUUUAAAGCUUUGCAACAAUUGUAAUGCUUCACACCAUAUGCGAAGCUUUGAAUCACAACUGAAGCUUGGAAUAAAGCAAACAGCAAAUUUCCUGGCAAAGUCACAUUGAAUAUAAAAAGAGCUUCGAUUUAUUCGCUUAGUAGAUGAUUCGCACAGGCCUAUUUACCCAAGAACAUUGAACCUCUUUUUGUAUUGUUACAUAGCCUAAUAGAGAUUACAGUGACGAAUUCUUGCCCCUAACAGAUCUCUCUGCCUCUUUCGUGGUAGAAAUAUUUGUUGAGUUAUGCAAAAAAAAAAUUGUAACUAAAAAAAAAAUUUGUUGCAACCAGUCUGCUAAUUAUAUAUUUAAUAUAUAUGUUUGUAACUAGUACCCCUUGGAUUGCAUGUAACACUGUUUGUGUUUCGUUUUAUACUUUUUUCUUUUGUACUUCUCUUUAACAUUUCUUGGAAAUGUACGACGAGUUGCGAUGUGUGGUCAAACUCUCUACGUUACUGGGCAGCUGUUAGAUUUGUAUGCCUCCUGAAGUUGUUAAAUUUCUCUCUCAUACUGAUUUAGUCACUAGUAUUAUAAAAUAAUAAUAAUAAUAUAUGCCUAUAUUUAUUUUUUAAUUUGACAGAAAAUAUAAAAAAAUUAACUUAUCAGAUGCAUUGUCAAAUAGUUAUUUGUGAAAAUUACUGUUUUUGCUUGAAAAGUACUAAAAAUACUAAGUCCUCUCUUGGUUCGGAUGACAUGAACUACUUAUUAUUUAUUACUGGGAAGAAAAAAAAAACUGUUUAUGUAUUACAUACUAAAUUUAUGUAACAACUUCUCAUAAUUAUUUAUAUAUUUGCAGUAUCCUGGAUAGCAAGUAGGUAAUUUUUAACAUCAUCUUGUAAAUGAUUUUAGUUUCAUAAGUUGAAUUUUUUAUUUUGUGUGUCAUUUUAUUACGUCAUGCAAUUUUAAUUGUAGCACCUACUGUUUUUAAUUAGUGCCUCGUAAGUUGGUAGUAUGUGCAUUUUAAUUUGUUUUGAUCGGUCAUGCUGCCCAGAGAGUUGAAUAAGUUUUAUACAAACAUGUGAUCACAGUAGACUCCCGACCAUGGGGUCCACAAAUAACUGAAAAACAACGGUUAGAGCAAGUUCAUGGUUAGGGGGGAACAGUAAAAUUAAAAACAAAUAUUCCAACUAUCUAGACAAACACUGGGUAAGUUUGUACAUUAUAGGUACCAAAGUGUUAGAAGUAAUUCACGGAAAAUAUUGCAGUACAUCUCACCGAAACGAAGGCGUAUUUCACGUCUAGCUGGUCGUUAAUUUUUAAUUUUUGUCUAAUAUCGAGUAACACUCGUUUGCGUUAAUUAUUGCACGUUACCGAAUAAUCUGGAGUCUGCUGUGUAUGUUUUGUUUAUUUUGCUUGUGUGUGGGGAAACUUCCAAAAUGUUUAUUCUUCUUGCCUGAGUCUGUUAUUUUUCCCAAGUGCACUGGGAGAUCGAACGCAAAUCAUGUUUUUCUUCUUGCCACCAGGUGGCUCUACGCUGCUGUACGGGUUGUUUCUGUAAUGUCAGACUUUGCUGAGUGAAAGAAGUAAUUGAUCGAAACUAAAACACCCCCUCUCCAUUCACUGUGUUUUUUUUUCUACCUGAUAUUUUUAAUUAACUUAAUCUAUACACCUAUCGAUCAACUAUUAUUUUUCUUUUUUUUUCAUGUCAGAUCUUGACACUUGAUGUACAAUUCCUCUCCGGAAUAUUUUGACUUGUAUCUGUGUCAGUGUGGCGUACAUAGAUGCGGAAAAUAUGCAAGGCUGUUGGAAAUAAAACCAAAACUUAAGUACUUCACAGAAUGCCUUGCAUAAGCCAUGAAAAGUUUUAAUUACUGCGACAAAGCACACGAAAAUAUAUUGCGUAGCAAUAUUAAAAAAAUUAAUGAUCAAAUGUUUAUCACCGUAUUUGUCUUUGGAAAAAAAAGACAAAGUAUGAUCUAGUUUCAGUGAACCAUAAAACUUUGUCUGUAGUGGUGGUGAUACUAAUAUCGAAACAUGCCCUUCUGAGUUAUCGGUUGUGUAGUUUCCUCUAUGCAACCGAUCGAAUUAAUGGGCGGAUGAAGUGACGGAUCACCGGAACGAAAAUAUUUAGUGUCGCUUGUGGUUUGGAAAAACUGUUUCUUCGGGAAUAGCAACCCUGACAUUACAAGUACGCCCUUGCAGCUGUGGAGGAAAGCUACUGAGAUCAUAAAUCUAUUCUUGCCAGGGGCGGAACGCCGCGGAAGCUAAGGUAUGCGUGAGAUUUGAGUGAGAUUAUUUAUGAAUUUUUGUGUGAGUGUGUUUGUGUUUAUCUUUUUUUAUUGUAUUUACAUUGUGAUGUUACAUGAUUAAUAACUAUAUUUAUAUUAAAAAAAAUUUUUUAAAGGUAUCUUUUAAAAGUAUUAACGUGAGUAUACUAUUGAUUGUAUUAGGUUCUUUGUGACUGACUAAUGAAUUAUUACUUAACUGUGUGUGUGCGUAUAUGUUGUCCCCCUCUUUAUUUUAUUUUUAAUUUUUUUUUAAAUUUUCAAGCUUUCCUUAGUUUUUAGUUUAUUUUGAGCAACAGCGACUUGGCUUUGUGUUGUCUACUUAACGCAUUGAGAAAUCUUUGCCUCUUUAAGACUGCAAAUUGAUCUUCCUUCAUAAUAAACCCCCCUCUUCCCAUUAUUAAUGAUAUUUUGAAUUGUGAAGUUACAAUUUUUUUUUUAACCAUGUAGGAGUGGAAAGGGGGGGAAGACAAACCCUUUUGUAGAGUUGAUGAAGGUUUAGAAUACUCGUUAAAUUAUGAUAUUCAGAUGUGACGUAUGAUAUUUAAUUCCUCCCAGCAAAAAUCUGAGUAAUGCUCUCUAAUAGUAUUAUGACAUGUGUUAAUUUUUGUGUGUAGUAGUAUUACGUUGAUUAAUGUGGUAAAAUAACUGCACUGAAGAAUAACAUGCACUGUGAAUGACGUACUAAAAAAAGAUAUUACUUUCUAACGAUGCUCUCUUAUUAUGUUUUUUUUACGUUUGUGUUUUUGUAUGCACUGUAAGAUAGCAUUAAGAGCCUGCCGAGUGUUAUUUUAGCAAUAAUGUGACUUACCUAACCAAACCUGUAACUUGCCCUGCAUUGUACGGCAGCUAUUGUUUGCUACCAAAAUGAAGAAUGCCUGUAAACAUGUAUACUAAUGGAAUGUAUCUCAAUAUGUUGUGUACACUGUGAUCCAAAAUUUAAUCGCCAGCUUACGUUAUGUUCUGUUUUAUGGUUUUCAGACCUAUUAUCGCUUCAGGUGGUGUUUUUGUGACUAGCAGUUUGCGAAACAAGUCAGUAUAUUUUUUUUAACGCCAUAUUUGUUGAAUGCUUUUCUGAAAAAAUAAAUGAGUACAGUAGAACCUCGUUUAUAAAAACCUUAUUCAUAAAAAAACAAAAUUCUCAUUAGUGCAAAGUGUUUUCACAAAUUAGAUAAUAAAUAUAAUUUUAAAAGGUUGUUCAAACCUAUAAAAUAUGAUUAUUAUAUAGUACAAGGUUCUUGUUUUUUUUUCCCCUACUGUGUAACAAUCUCAUCCUUUCAAGAAUGGUGAAUACAAACGUUACAAGAUUAAAAGAUAAACUGAAGUUUCAAAUAAAAUAAUAGUAAUGCAAUUGCUUAGUUCAGUUUACGACGAGCGAAACAGCUUGGAAGUACAUAUUCCUCCUAAAAUUAUACAUACGUACAUUUAUAUAUUUUCUAUAACUUUUUUUUUUUAACAACAGUGUACCUAACCUAAAAUUGUAUUUUAUUAUUCCUAUAUGAAAUACGUUAGGCGUUGUAAGAAUUGUAUGCAAUAAUUCUACUUAGCGGUUCUAUGCACUCGGUAACUAUGGAAAAUAUUUAUAACUUAGUUUAUAAAUUAUAUAAAUUUUGUGAUAUAACAAAUUUACAAAAGUUUGUUAGUACAAACCUUUUUUGUGAUGUUCAGGAUGAAAUAAAAAAUGUUAACUACCAAUUUUUUGUAUGAAUAAGUAUGGUUUUCAAAUUCUCUUUAUAUUUGUGAGCCAUGCGUGGCUGGUUCAAAAAAAUUUUAAUGGCGAUGCGAUGGCUUAUUUUGAGAUCACAUAUUUGUGACGUUGGUUUGGCAUCAAAGUGUUCACCAAAGACUGACUUUCAUUCCUCGUUCCUGCUCGCAUUAUUUAAUCGUUUCUCACCGGUGAACUGAGAAUCUCAAAACGAUUUUUCCUGUGCCUGUGUUCGAUCUAGCUGCAUUCUUUGGAUCACUGUGUACUUGGGAUGCCGUCUGAGCGUGUGGAAGGAUCGUACUUAAAGACUAACGUUGCCUGCAGCGCUUGGUAGGACGUUCAGUCGUGAUCUGUCGAGAGUCUCUUUUCCCCGGCUGCAAACAACUUUUUUUUUUUCGAAUCGCAUGGGUGCGCAGAAUCGAGUUUCGCUGUGCGAGGUUUCGACAAAACUUGCAUUGCGUGAGAUUCCAUCUUCUGUGGAAAACAAGAGCCAGUUUCUUGUGUUGCAUUUCUCUAGUGACUUUAAAAGAAAUUAUUAUUGUUAAUAAUACAACAAAAAAAUUCUGUGUAGUGCAGUCAUAAAUUUUUUUUUUCCUCGCCCACUCGUGUGUUUGGAAGGAAAAAAAAGUAUUGAAACUUCUUUUGAUGAUGUUUUUGCAAUGUGAAAUUAAAACAUGCACAAAUUAAGUAACUUUUGGUUCUUGCUUGCCGAAGAUUCGUGCGGUGUUAAAAUAUAAUUUUUUUAAUGUUUGCAAUACCAUCAUGAGGAUAGUAGCAAAACUUUUUAACCUUUUUUUGUUGUAGUUAUGCGAAUUGACAGUAACAGGGUGUCUACAGGUUGUGAAAGUCAUGGCAAAGCCUGGUUACGAAAGUCGUGAAAAAGUCGAGAGGAUUUUAUUUCCAGUCAACUUUUUGCCAAUCUUGAUUUGGUUUUUUUUUUUUUUUUUCACGCUUCGCUUCAGUAUUUUGUCGGUUAUUAAGUGAACAUAAAUUGUCAGAGAUUGUCUACUUAAGUUAUUUUGAAAAACACGUUCCUGGAAAUAGUAGAUUUAUUUUUGUAUUAUAUUUAAAUUAGUUCAUUUAAUUUUAAAAAAUGUACCUGUGUGGUGAAAAAAAAAUUAAUAAGAAAUUUUUAUCAAGGGGGAUCAGGCCUCUCUAUUUGAAACUGCAAUAAAACCUCCGUGCUAAAUAUUUCGGUUUGACGUGCCAUAGGACUUGGCUUUGACUACUUGUUGAAGUCAACACUUGUGUACUGGUGUUACCAACAUGACGGAUAGUAGCAAAAAAAAAAUUUUUUUUCUCUCUCUCUCUUGCAGAACCUGCGGGAAAUAGCAAGUUAUUUCUUCGUUGACUACUUGUUGAAGUCAACACUUGUGUACUGGUGUUACCAACAUGACGGAUAGUAGCAAAAAAAAAUUUUUUUUUCUCUCUCUCUCUUGCAGAACCUGCGGGAAAUAGCAAGUUAUUUCUUCGUUGCAUUUACAGACUUGAGCCUGCAAGUAAACAUGUGGUCGCAACAAGAUACGUAAUGGAAAGUCUGGGAGGUGCGAUUUAUGCCAUUGUAAGACAUGCCAAAACUUGGGGUAAACAGUUCAAAAUUAGAAUUAUAGCAAAAAGUUGGUUGGAGGGGGGGGGGGGGGGGGGGGAUCAAAGAUGGCAGGGCCAAAUUCCCUGUAAAUGGUCUCGGAAGUCCUGCAAUUUGUUCACCGGGUUACGUGUAGACACCCUGUGUGACAGUGAACCGCCAGUGCUUCAGUUUCCGGUUUUAAGUGGAAAAAUGUGUGUUGCAAGACAAUAAAACGCAUUAUAUUACUAUUGACUAGCAAAAACAAUAAAUUAUUGUACUGUCGCGCUCCACGCAAGUAGGUAAUUGUUACGUGCACGUUUGCCUGUGUUGGUAGCGUAGAGCUGUCUGUGUUGUUGUGCCGGUCUCUCGUCUGUUUUGUUGCAACUAUGUUUAAAAAAAAACCGAACGUUGUGUAGUGACAAAGUGUUACACAUUACGUACUUGCCAAAUGCCCUUCAUGGUAACAUGACUAAUAUGCCUCCGAGUAUAAAUAUUGCCUGCAUGUUUCAUUGUAUAAGAAAGUGCCUGUUAAAUCUAUGCGUGUUUAUCUUAAAAACCGAAGGUUGUAUUGGAUUGUAUAAAUGUUGUGAAAAUUUAUUAUUCUUGUUUAGUGUGAAACUUGUGAAGGUUGUUUUCGUUCUGUAAUCGACUGUUUGUUUUUAAUUUGCAAGAUUUUUUUUUUUUUGUGUGUGUGGGAUUGGCACAUUAUUGUUGGAGUUUUUCUACGUGAAGUUUCAUGAUUAAUAAUCACUGCAAUAGAGCCAGCAUUGAGCGAAAAUGUGGUGGCAAGUUGGUAUCAUCGCUACAGGAGCCUGGUUGUGAUGGAGGGUGUGACGUCCAUAUUAAAAACAAAAAGUUCUGUGCAGAAUGUUACUGGUUUUAAAGUAGAAUGCUUGAAAACUCGCCUCGUCAUGGGUGUACAUGUGUCGGUGAGGCGGGAUGAUAAGCGUGACGCUCGCUGGUGCGUAUGAGCGGUGACCGUGACAUUAUAUAUGGCGGAGAACAGAAUACGACGGUUUAUUGCAAGUCCCUCAAAUGCUUCUAAGAAUCUGCCCCAGCUGUUCAUGCCUGAAAGUUACUCUUAAAACACACGUUUCAUCCAUUUUCACACUUCUAAAAAUACAGUUCGAAAACGGAAUCCGGAACACCUACCCGUCCUGGGAGCAUUUGUAAAUGCUUUAUGUAAACAGUUAUUUUUUGCCCGAGUAGACGGCCCGUGAUGUGUGCUCACAGGCGAGUCAGUUCGAAAAGAGGGACAAGCAAGCAGGCAGACACGAUAACCAAAAUAAAAUUGCAGCAGACAGGGAAAAAAAAAAUAAUUUUGUCAGCUCGUUUCAAUGUAGUCUACUGUAGUUAAUGCGACUAAUGGACAAUACAUAACUCGCCAUCUUCAAAAGAUGUACACAGGAAAACAUUUUUAUUAAUUUUUAUUUAUAUAUUUUUUGUUUAGUUCGUCAUCCAACAUCUGGAGGCCAAUUGCAAAAUUUUUUUUGUUAAUGUUUUACAGCUCUUCCAAAAUAAUUGCAAUCUAAAAAAAUUUUACAACAAAAUCAAGCUAAAAUUAUUUUUUUAUGGUUUUUUAAUUCAUUAUUUUUUCACAGCUUUCCCAAAAUCAUGACAGGAAUACAAAUAAAUAUUUUUAUUUUAAUGACAAAAGCAAAUUAAUUCAUAUUUUAUAGUAGUUUUUAAAUAUCUUUGUGUUUAAUUUUCUUCCCAGUAAAAUGUUCCUAUUUUUGUAACAGUAAGAAUUAAAGUUUUUAACGCACCUAUUUAUUAAGCUGUUCUGCUAUUAAGCUAUGACAGGGGAAAUAAUUUUUUUUUCUUUCUGUGUAUUGUCUCCAUAAGUUUUCAGGUGGUGACUACUUUUACUGUUGUUAAUCUCUUUAAACUUGUUUCGAAGCAGCCUAUCAUUUCCUCUUUUAACGCUUAAUGUCCGCGAUUUGUGUGCAGCGAUCAGUUGCUCUUAAUUUGUCUGAACACAUCGAAUGCUGAUCAGAAAAGAGUACUUCUCUUUAUUCUGAAAAUUGUUUUACUGUUAACUUCACAGAGAAUUUUAAUUUUUGUUGGACAAAUUCUCUUAACUAUCAUUUUAAUUUCAUGAAAAUACAGCAGUACCCACACAAACUUUAGGUACCUUAUAUCUCACAGGUACAGAAGGUGUUCUCUUGCAAGUUGUGUUGAAAGAAUAAGCAGUGAAAUUAGUUUACAGAGUUCUCAAGCAUUCUCUUUGUACACCACCGUCUGACUGGAAUAAAAAAAUAUUUUUUAAGGUUACAAUAAUGCAUCAUUUGGAGUUGAUGGACAAAUUUUUUUUUUAUACUUUAAACUUCUUUAAUAUAGGGGCAAUUGAAGUGCACAUUCAACAGUUUCCACUGUAGAAUAUAAUUUUCCUCUCUGCUCGCUUGCAGUGCGAUAGAAUAUUUCUGUGAAUGUUGCCCACAAACUCGACAAGUUGAAAGUUACAUGAACUCCUGUAGCAAUACUGAGAUUAUUUUUAAGUGGAUGAAAUGUGGCAAAAAAUUUUUUCAUCCAUAAAGUUGUUUUUUUAUUAUUAUUGUUGUUUUGUCUCAAACUCCAAAGUACUUAUUCCGCGAUGCGUCAGCGUCCGUCUUCCCGGAAACUAAAUGCCACGAGGUCUCUUCGAAGAAUUUUGUUUUGUACGUCUUUGUCGUCGGGGUCUGAUGGCAGGAUUUGCCGAGGGUGUUGUCAAAUAUGUAAAUAUGUAUUUUGUGCAUGUGUGCGUGCGUGUUAUCUGCUUGGGGAAUCAAAGUCUUGGGAGGCGUGCGUGUCGCGGCCCGGGUCGAACACGCACGCCUCCGAUUCGAGGGUUAAACAUAUGCUUGUGCGUAGCUGGCUUCUUUUUUUUUCUAAUCCUAUGGAAAACUACUGAGCGUGUGAUAGGGAGAACCCUCGUAGAGAAACAUUUUUAUAUGCAGAAGAAGCAAAUAUAUUGUAAUAUACUGUAUCCUGUGAACUUAUCAAUUGAAUGUAAAAGAAAGAAAAAAAGUUUUUUUUUUUUAUACAUAAUAUUUUACUUUUACUUUUCAAUUUAACAAGCAGGAUGUAGAAUGUGACAUUGAAGGUUAAUAAAAAAAAGUUGACAAGUU